This is a messenger RNA of Rhodamnia argentea, 639 nucleotides long. RefSeq names its product citrate-binding protein-like. Lineage: Eukaryota; Viridiplantae; Streptophyta; Magnoliopsida; Myrtales; Myrtaceae. The transcript is spliced from 2 exons. The record is from RefSeq and is a predicted model, not a curated record. Bases 1 to 639 code for a protein of 212 amino acids.
AUGACUCGCCUGCUUCUCUCGAUUUCUCUGUGCCUAGCCUUCGUCCACCACGUUGCCUCUUCCGGACCAACGGAAGGGUUCGUGUCUCUUCCAUUGAAUCGAUCCAACUUCGAUGUUCAGCGACCCUACGACGUACCUGAGGAUGAGCGGUAUUCCUUCCAACAUGGAGUUCACAAGCUUUGGGUGUACUCCAGUGACAAGCCUCACGCUCCCACAAGCCACACCGCGCCUCGCACCGAGAUUCGCAUCCGCGGUUAUGAUUAUUCCUCCGGAGUGUGGCAAUUCGAAGGACACGGAUACGUGCCACGUGGGACAUCCGGCGUGUGCAUCAUGCAAGUCUUCGGGGCGAGCCCUCACGCCACAACCGCAGCGCUUGUAGUCUACAACGGCACGCUGUCUUACUACACAAGCACGGUCUUGCUCGAGAACAUCUACGACAGAUGGUUCAAGUUGAACGUGAUCCACCACGUGAACGCCUCCGCCGUGGAGAUCUACAUAGACGGACAGUUCAAGAUGGUGGCUCCUGGUCGUGGUGAGGCUUCACAUUACUUCAAAUGCGGGGUUUAUGCUCAACGUUAUCCUUCCAAUUGUAUGGAGUCGCGGUGGAAGGAAAUCAAGAUUCUUAAGAUAAGUGAUUGA